AUGGUGGACGUGUCGCGCGUGCAGAAGGAGCUGACGGAGUGCAACCGGGACUCGGACAUCUCCGGCGUCUCCAUCGCGCUCCACGACGGCGGCUCCAGCAUCACCCACCUCACCGGCACCAUCGCCGGGCCCCGCGACAGCCCCUACGAGGGCGGCACCUUCCGCAUCGACAUCCGCCUGCCAGGUGGCUACCCCUUUGAGCCUCCUAAGAUGCAGUUCAUCACCAAAGUAUGGCACCCGAAUAUUAGCAGCCAAAAUGGAGCAAUUUGCUUGGACAUACUGAAAGAUCAGUGGAGCCCAGCCCUUACCUUGAAGACAGCAUUGCUAUCCCUUCAAGCUCUUCUUUCUGCUCCUGCCCCUGAUGAUCCUCAGGAUGCUGUUGUUGCACAACAGUAUCUGCGUGACAAGGCCACAUUUGUCAGUACUGCUCGCUAUUGGACCGAGGCAUUUGCAAAGAGUGACUCCACCGGCAUGGAAGAAAAGGUGCAGAAGCUGGUCGAGAUGGGCUUCCCCGAGGAUAUGGUGAGAAGCGCCCUGAUGAGUGUUAACGGCGACGAGAACAUGGCUCUCGAGAAGCUCUGCUCUGGCUGA
This is a messenger RNA of Triticum turgidum subsp. durum (durum wheat), 591 nucleotides long. The record is from the annotation of a GenBank genome assembly. Lineage: Eukaryota; Viridiplantae; Streptophyta; Magnoliopsida; Poales; Poaceae.